AUGCAACGGAACGCUACGACUAAUCCGUCUCCAGCAGUGGAGCCGUCUAGUGUUGCCCCAUGUCAAAGUACAGCCGCCGCUUCUUCCUCAGCCGACUCGCCUGCAUUGCCAUGGGGUAAAAAACCCGUAAGCGUGUCAUUUUCAAAUAGAAAAACUUCGACGAAAUCUUCGAUAACCGCCGAAUCAGAACAUCGAACUAUCCUAGCCAUCACCGGAGGCAGAGGAGAAGCCAGAUGUGAAGUGGGUAUCGCGGCUAUACAACUUCCAAAUUCUUUUCUGACCCUUUCCCAAAUAUCCGACACUGAAAGUUACCUAAAUACGUUGGCGAAAAUCAACGUAUUCGAUCCAACCGAGAUAUUGCAUCCCAUCACGUUCGAAAGCAACGCAGGCAAACGCAUGUUAGAACAGAUCAAAGCGCAAUUUCCGAAGAAAAAAUACACAACGAUGUUGCGCAGAUUUUUUAACAGUAUCCAAGGUUUGGAUUGGCUGCAAGAAUAUUGCAUCCCUAGUUGUUAUUUUGCACUCGUCGCCGUUAAAGACAGAUAUUACGCCCUAGCAGCAGCAGCGGCCCUUAUAACUUACCUUCGAGAAACAUUGCGCGUUGGCUACGUAAGGCAUUCCAUCAAGCUUGAUUACCAAGCGUCAGAAGGCUAUACCAUCAUAGACGUUUGUACUGCCGAUAGACUCGAACUCGUUUCCUGCGAAGAAUCUGAACAGCCUAACAAGAAAAAAGCAAAUCUUUUCUCGUUGUUGAAUCAUUGCUUGACCCGUAUCGGAGUGAGGACCCUCAGAUCUAUGAUUUUGCAGCCCCUAUAUUCGGUUUCAUAUAUUGAACAACGUCUGUCUUGGGUCAACGAGCUUUAUGAGAAUCCUACCGUACUGGGUGCCUUAAGGGAAACUCUUCCCAUGUUGAACAAUAUCGAUCAUUUACUUAGUAUGGGUAUGGUGCUGUCAGAAAGCGAGAAAUUUUCUUAUCGUCAACUGAAUUACCUACUGCUGCUAAAUAAUGUCGUAGACGUAGUCCUAGGUUUGAAAGAGACAAUUGGCAGCCUCAAUCAGGACCUUUUUACGGACUUGGUUGGUUUUCUUGGCAACGAAGACUUUACUACAAUCAGAACCGUCUUAAGGCAGAUAUUAAAUGAAGACGCCUAUCCCAUCAAAGGGCGGACAAGUACCCAGAGGAUUUUCGCCAUUAAAUAUGGCGCCAACGGCCUUUUGGACGUGAUCAGGCAAACCUAUUCGGAGAGAGUACAGGACAUUCAAGAAUACGUAACCAAGGUAGGUGCGAAAUACAAUUUGCCGUUGACGGUGGCCAACACCAACUCCAAAGGCUACCAUAUGGUGAUGACUUUGAAUAAGCAGAAAUACGGCAAGUUCCAAACAUCCAGUUUACCUUUGGAGUUUAUCGAGGUGUGUACAACUAGGAACAAGCUCACCAUGAAAACGCCUGAGCUGGUAAACCUCAAUACCAGAAUUGACGAUAUCAUGCAGGAUCUGAUAUCAGUCUCCAACUCGGUGAUCAGAUCAGUAAUGAUAGAUAUGCGGGAGCAUAUCAGCCUCUUCUUUACUUUGUGCGACAAAAUCGCGUAUUUAGAUGUGAUCCAAUCACUGGCCACCGUCAGCUUAUGCUACGGUUACACUAGACCAAUGUUUGCCAACUAUACUGAAGUCAUCCAUGGUCGACAUCCGCUCUUGGAGUUUCUGUGCGACGAGGAGCCCGUUCCCAACUCUGUGGAAGUAUGUGAACAUUAUAACGUGCACAUCAUUAGUGGUCCAAAUGGUGCCGGAAAGAGUGUUUACUUGCGGCAGCUGAUGCUGCUUCAGAUCAUGGCGCAAGUGGGAUGUUUCGUUCCAGCCCAGUCGGCCGUCUUCAGGUCGGCAGAUCGCAUGUACGCUAGGAUAACGAACACCGACGAUAUUGAGUCCGGAUUUUCUUCGUUCGUUUCGGAGAUUAAGGAAGUCGGUUAUAUGGCCAGUACGAUGACCGAUCAUUCGCUAAUUAUCAUGGACGAGCUAUGUAACUCGACAUCCGUGGCCGAAGGCGUCUCAAAUGCCAUGGGAAUCUGCAGCUAUCUAGCUACAUUGAAAGCCUACGUAUUCGUUACCACCCAUUACGCUUUGCUGAACAAACUGAAGGACAUGUUUCUUAAUGUCAAAGUGUGGCAAAUGGAAACGUUGAGUAUUGGCAAUCCUGAAGACUUAAAAUCUUACAAGUUGGAUUUUAAGUACAGAUUGAUUCCUGGGUCGACCAACGUGCAAUGGUACGGUGUGUACAUGGCACGGGAUGCCAUUUCCGAAGAUACAAUGGAGCAUGUUAUCAAACUAGCGGCUAAAGUCAACAAGAGACGUAUGAAUAUCCAUGUCGGAACGGUAGAUCAGUCCAUGCGAUUAAAAUAUCAACUGCAUUGCAAACUAGGGAAACUCAAGGAUAAAAAUACACUGACUGAAACGGAAGUGAAUAAAUGCUUAAAAGCGUACGAAGAAGAAUUGAAUAAGUUGAAUACUUCUGGCGAUGCUGUUCCUGAAUUAAGUACCAUAACGGAUGAACUCUCUUGCUCGUACGCGUGGCUAGAGGACUUGCAUUUGAGAAGAGAGAACAGUCUAAACGAGAUAUCCGCACCCGAAGAAAAUGUUAAUCUGCAAGAUUUAAUCCCGGAGGUACAGCUAAACGAAGGCACCUCGAUACUUACGCUACUAUCAUCGAGUAUGAAUGACGGAAAUAGCAGCAUCGGAGCUGUGGAAAACGCCGAAGAAGAUUUAUCAAAUCAGCUAGCAGCGAUUCGUAUUGCCACGGGUUACGAUGGCUUUUUGCCAUCAGGUCAUAACGAUAUAAUAACGUCAACCCCCGCUCGAUCCCCGUCAAAUAACAAUGAUGACGGCGGAUGUCCCGAUGCUGAAUUUUAUUCUGAAACACUCAACUUCUCUUACAUGAAUCCACACCCUAUACUAAAUCGCCCGAUAAGAUCGGCUUCUCUACAUUUUCCGUGCUCAUCAAAUACCCGUUGCGGCUGGUCAUGUCCCAAUACUGAAUUUUAUUCUAAAAGAAGCAACUUCGAUGAGCAACAACAAUCUGCAGUGGAUCGCCAGAUGGAUGAUAGCACUUUGGGGCAGGAAAAUGAAGUACAUGGUUGCCCUAGCGUGGACAUUAUCGAGGGUGGUCAGGUUGCAUCAGAAAAUAAUGAUGGAAAUUUUGGACCUAUAUUCGAAGACGAAGCCAUUAUUUUCUCUAACGAAGAAAUUAUUGAUGAAAUGGGGAGCGAUAAUUAUGCUAAACCUGCGUCUAUGGAGGAACCCAUUUCCCCUGUUGUGGAAAAUACAGAUUGUAGGGGAAACGUAUCAGAGAAUAGCGAUUGUAAUCGUAGUCCUACACCUAUUCCCGAGAACAGUGCCGAGUUUGACGAAAGGUUGGAGAUUUUUGAAACAACAAUAUCAUUAUCACCCCUCGAGGAACACGUCUUCCCCAAUGUUGAAAUCAUAAAUGGUCCCGGUAGUAUAUCAGGAGACAGCGAUGACCGUGGCAAGCACACGGAAAAGCAAGAAGAUAUUUUCCCAAUUGUGGAAAUUAAUGACGGUUCCGGUAGUACAUCAGGAUGCAGCGACUACUAUUCGCAAAACAAUAUCGUUAACAAUAUGGAUGACUGGGAGAUGAGGACCCCCAUUUGUAGUAGCGGCACCUCGUUUGAAUCAGAUGGAGCGGAUUCAAGCAACGUGAAUACAGCCAAUUUUAGUCCAGAUUGGCAAUUCGAAGGAUUCUGUGAAUCAGAAAAGAAAACCGCUGUCGACGCUACGGCGAAAAUUGAUACCGGCCUUUCGGAAGUAUCGAGAACAAACGUCGAUGACAAUGGUAAUAAGUCAUCAGAUGGAACGGAUUUGAACAGUUGCCCCGGUACAUCUGCUACAUUCAAUACGGUAGAAAAGAUAACCAAAUCUCCCAUUUUCGAUGAUGGUAUUCAAAAUACCUCACUCGGAAAGACCAAAAUAAAUUUUGGUCCAGAUGUAAUACCAUUUUUGGGGUUCGAGGACUCAGAGAAGAAACUCGCCUGCGAUGAUUUAACCCGUAGUUCAGCAUCUCUGAUGGAAAGGAACCUCAAUAGAUCAUUGACAUCAGUUGGUGGGGAUUUGUUAAGUAGUAAAGCCAGCACAUCUGCUGAUUCUAACAAGUCAGGGACCACUUUACAAGCGGUUACUAACAACACCCCGUCGACAUCAAAAGUAGCGAACCCUGCUUCAAAGAAAAGCAAAGUCGAGGUGCCAUCUUCGCCAACCAAACCAAAUUUUGACCCAGAUAUCCCGUUCAAAGGAUUCGAGAGGACAAAGGAAACUGUCUCGAAUGACACGACGAAAGAUUUAACCAGCAUUUCAGCAGCUUCGAGGAAAAGGAACCUCGAUGGCAAUACCUCGUCGACAUCAAAUGGAAUUGAUUCAAAAAAGAGUUUCCCUGGCACGCCGGCUAAUAUCAAAAAAUUCAAGACCGUAUCUAACUUGUCUAGUGCUUCGAGAAAAAGAAACCUUGAAGUUCCGUUGGCGCUUACGGAAGCGAGCAGCUCCAUGCAAACCACGGGUUCCACGGGUAAUGGCGUGGGUUCCGGCAAAAGGAAUAAGAAGAGAUUCGUGCCUCCGAUACAAGCGAUGAGUGUGCGCCAAAUUAAAAGGGAUUUUGACAUGCAGGAUCGGGUACUUUUUGAGGGUGGUGCGGAUCAUGAGGAUUUGGCUAAAGUAUGGCAACAGCGGAGAAACAGACCCACACCGAAUCAAAUCAAACAGGGUACCUGCCUGAUGACGUUGGUCAAGAACCAAGAGGGUUUUGAGGUAAUUGAUGAUAAGGAAAGGAAAAAUAGCGCCGCCAUGUUUAAGAGGCCAUCUAAAAAUAUCCCUCGCACUAGGAUCGGUUUUAACACAACCAUCUUCAGUGGUGAAAACGUGAAAACAUUCGAGCAGUUUAUUAAUUCCAAAAAGGACGAUUUUCGAACUUUCAAUUUCAAUUUGGGCGGAAACCAGCCCCAUCCUAGUGGCGUUUUUCAACAGGUGAUUACUUGUGAUGUCCUAUUUUUCGGUUUUCAUCACUGUCGUUCGUUAAUACCCGUAAACAAGUAAAUAUUAACAUAAAACUUAUAAAUUGGCCAAAAACUGAUGAUUUUAAUUUGUUUUCAUGUCGUUAAUUUUUUUAUUUCUUUGUUUUUUCAAUUAAAUUUCAGAAUCCCUGUCAAUGGUUUAGAUUUCCAGGUGUUUUUUUUUUAUAAAAAAUGUUGUCUAAUCAGAAAACAAUUUUCGUAUAGGCUGACGCUGUGCCGCCAAGUAGGAGCUUCUCGGUGACUUAUGCUAGAAAAAAAAAAUCCGUCGUGAAUCAGGAAAAGCAAA
Molecule: messenger RNA, 5358 nt
Organism: Cylas formicarius (sweet potato weevil)
Lineage: Eukaryota; Metazoa; Arthropoda; Insecta; Coleoptera; Brentidae
Exons: 19
Coding region: 1-5094 (1697 amino acids)
Biological process (GO): reciprocal meiotic recombination; mismatch repair
Cellular component (GO): nucleus
Molecular function (GO): mismatched DNA binding; ATP-dependent DNA damage sensor activity; ATP binding
Source: RefSeq, a predicted model, not a curated record